Molecule: messenger RNA, 501 nt
Organism: Alternaria conjuncta
Lineage: Eukaryota; Fungi; Ascomycota; Dothideomycetes; Pleosporales; Pleosporaceae
Exons: 2
Coding region: 1-501 (166 amino acids)
Source: RefSeq, a predicted model, not a curated record
AUGGCCAGUUCCGGCAGCCCAAUGCCCAAGUCGCCAAGCUCGAGAACGAUAUGGACAGAAGAGGCGGUUGAUCGAAUACCUUUUAAGUAUGCCGCCUUUCUCAGCAGCCAAUAUUGCCACCGACUGGAACAAGAACCUUCCAAGGUUGCGUCUCUAGCCAAGUUGAAACUCGACUUGGAAUACACUGUUAUAUACAAUCCCAAAGGUAGUGAUCGUUUUCCUCCGCCAACAGAUAACGAGGAAAUCGGUCUGACCAAUGCUCGUCUGGGGAACACGUAUCAGAUUACCGUCGAAGAAGUCUCGGACUUCUUCAAGAAAGUCAAGGUCGAGACAGAUCACACCAAAGACCACAACAGCCGCAACAAGGAGAAUAAAGGAACCGAACGCAAGGUGCACAACAUCAUCGGUUUCGUCGUAUACGGAAGGAAUAGUACAAACGUCACAUUCGAAAAGGUCGUCGAUGGAAGGGCCACCAAUCCAGCCGUUCCACACUACUUCUAG